UCGGUCACUCGUCUGCUUCUCCUCCAUUAAAACCAAGGACCUUCGUCGACGAUGAUGGAGUGGUAAAUAAGCAUGGCCGUGGGGCCUUCUAACUCUUUUAACGGAGGAGGUAGAGGGCUAUGAGGUUAAUUCUGGGCAGUUUCUUCUUCAGGAGUUAGCAACGUGGCUGCUGUAAUGAAAACCUCGACAACUUACCACCUCCUGGCUUUCACCUUCUGCUGUCUCACAGUUUUGGUUAGGGCACAAAACGCACUAUGCCCUUCUGGUUGGAAGAUUGGACCAAGUAAGAAUAAGUGUUUUGAAUUUGUAGCAAGCUCCCGAUCUUGGGACAAAUCAGAGUCUCAAUGUGGGUAUAACCAUGGGCACUUGGCAGCAUUGACAUCGACCGAAGAACUAUACUUCGCAAGAAAGCUAUGCCCUGAAACUGUCAAUGGCUGCUGGGUUGGAGGAAGAGGCUUCAGUUCUACAUCUGGUUUUGGUUGGAAGUGGUCGGACAAUAUGUCACUUUGGAAUGCGUCAAUCUUCCCUGAGGCACCAUUUCGUUCCAAUUGCUUGAAUUCAUCAUGUCAGAACAUUACCCCAAUUGAUUCCUGUACUUUGGUGACCAAUGGCCACGUGCCCCUUGUGAUCGAGAAAUGCAACAUAUCUCAUGAUUUCAUAUGCAUGCUUGAUGUAGACACAAAAUGUCACCACAAGCUCUGCCAUGUGGAAUAUUUUAUCAUCCUUGCAACUGUUAGUGGGUUGAUACUCUGCACGACAUUGGUUGUCGUGAUUUGGCUCCUCGCAUGUAGGCGGAGCAAGAGACGUAGAAGGUCACGCAAAGGAUCUAAUCCUUCAACAUCUGCAUUAGUUCCACCAUCAUGGAGAGUCUUCACAAUUGAGGAACUAAGGUCACUUACAAAGAAUUUUAGUGAAGGAAAUCGUCUUCUUGGGGAUGCCAAGACAGGUGGCACAUAUAGUGGGCUUCUAACUGAUGGUUCAAGAGUAGCAGUCAAGAGAUUGAAGAGGUCUAGUUUUCAGAGAAAGAAGGAAUUUUAUUCUGAGAUUGGAAGAGUUGCAAGGCUUCGUCAUCCUAAUCUUGUCGCAGUGAAAGGAUGCUGCUAUAAUCAUGGUGACCGCUAUAUUGUUUAUGAGUUUGUUGUGAAUGGACCCCUGGAUAGAUGGUUACACCACAUACCGAGAGGAGGGAGGAGCUUGGAUUGGUCUAUGAGGAUGAAAAUUGCUACAACACUUGCACAAGGAAUUGCAUUUUUGCAUGACAAGGUGAAGCCACAUGUUGUGCACCGGGAUAUCCGUGCCAGCAAUGUAUUGCUGGAUGAAGAGUUUGGAGCACAUAUAAUGGGGGUUGGUCUCUCAAAGUUUGUUCCCUGGGAAGUGAUGCAUGAAAGGACAGUGAUGGCUGGUACAUGUGGAUACCUAGCACCAGAAUUUGUUUACAGAAAUGAGCUCACAACGAAGAGUGAUGUUUAUAGCUUUGGAGUGCUUCUGCUUGAACUCAUUAGUGGUCGUAGGCCCGCCCAGGCAGUUGAUUCUGUCAAUUGGCAGAGUAUAUUUGAGUGGGCCACCCCUCUUGUGCAGGCCCACCGAUACCCAGAGCUUCUGGACCCUCUCAUAACUGACAUUCCUGAAGUUGGGGUUGUACAAAAGGUGGUGGACCUUGUAUAUGCUUGCACUCAGCAUGUGCCAUCAGUGCGGCCAAGGAUGUCACAUGUUGUCCAUCAGUUGCAACAAUUAGGAUUAAAAACUGCCUCUGAAAAGUCUAGGAUUGGAACAAGCACAAGCUCUAGCACUACCUCUCGGAUGCAUGUUUUUGAGAUGGAGGGAAACAAUGCGUAAGAGACAAACUUCUUUACUUAGGACUUAGGAUUAGCUCAUACUUGUUUGUACUCUUUUUUAUGGAAGUGUAGUGAAUUAUUCUAGUGCUUAUUAA
Messenger RNA from Telopea speciosissima, 1930 nucleotides. Its product is annotated as C-type lectin receptor-like tyrosine-protein kinase At1g52310. Lineage: Eukaryota; Viridiplantae; Streptophyta; Magnoliopsida; Proteales; Proteaceae. Gene Ontology annotation, molecular function: ATP binding; protein tyrosine kinase activity. The coding region runs from base 175 to 1836 and encodes 553 amino acids. The record is from RefSeq and is a predicted model, not a curated record. The transcript is spliced from 5 exons. Gene Ontology annotation, biological process: protein phosphorylation.